Poecilia reticulata (guppy) is the source of this 1060-nucleotide messenger RNA. It is a transcript of the gene atoh1b, whose product is annotated as atonal bHLH transcription factor 1b. Gene Ontology annotation, molecular function: protein dimerization activity; DNA-binding transcription factor activity, RNA polymerase II-specific; E-box binding. Gene Ontology annotation, biological process: axon development; positive regulation of transcription by RNA polymerase II; sensory organ development. Gene Ontology annotation, cellular component: nucleus. The record is from RefSeq and is a predicted model, not a curated record. NCBI's taxonomy places the organism in Eukaryota, Metazoa, Chordata, Actinopteri, Cyprinodontiformes, Poeciliidae.
CGCAAUAUCCACUGCACCGCAGGCUGUCACUGAUGAUGACCGCAAAAGCAGAGCUUCCGGGCUGGCCAGAGUACCCGGAGGACUUCUCCCUGCUACAGCAGAAAAAUCUGGCCCACCUCAGCUCCAAAACGUGGAUUUCCUCAAACUCGGUCCGUGGCUUUUCGCGGAGGGAAGCGCACGGCGCCGCAGAUGCUGGGAUUUCCCUGGAGAAACUCGGGUCAGUGGGUAGACUCCACGAGUGCGCGUCCGCAGAGACGGGCCACGCGAGGGCAUCCGAUGGAGACAAGGGGAGCGGCUUGGGGCCUCAGAGACACCGGCGCGUCGCAGCCAACGCCAGGGAGCGCAGGCGGAUGCACGGUCUGAACAAAGCCUUCGACGAACUGAGGAGCGUCAUUCCAUCGCUGGAAAACGAGAAAAAGUUGUCCAAGUACGACACCCUCCAGAUGGCGCAGAUCUACAUCACUGAGCUGUCUGAGCUGCUGGCCGGCGUGGUGCAGCAGGAGUCCAGAGGCCCCCGCUCAGGGUCAGAGAAGACCUCCAGGAGGAACUUGAUUCACUCGAUCCGCCCGGACGCGGCUGCGCAGCCAGCCAUGCUGCUGACGGGAGAGGAGCAGCAGCAGCAGAGAGACCAAUCCAUCAACCACCUGAUCAUACUCGGACCUUCAUCUGUGUUGGAGUCCAACACGUCAGAAGCGUCCUCCAGCAGCAGCGAUGGUGAAUCCUUGACUCUCAGCGACACGGAGGACAGUCAGACUGGGAGACAGUGACAGAGAGGCAGUUUAUUCCCAACUGGUUCCCAGAUGUUCACAUGGAAGUGAGGCAGAGCUGCUGCUGUUUGCUCCAGUAGAUUAGAUGUUGCGCUGCUGGAUUUCAAAAGUGAAGAAAACUCACUCGUUUGUCUGAGAUCCUGACUUGGUUUCCUCUUGAUGAACUAAAAGAGGCCUUCGCCUGCACUUUAAGGUCCCGAACAAUAACUUGUGGCAUUUUCCAGUCAGUGGUUGGAUCCGAGCUUUUAUUUUGAAAUAAAACAAGUAUUUUUCUAUUUAAGAAUAGCUAAUCU